Bathycoccus prasinos is the source of this 897-nucleotide messenger RNA. RefSeq names its product pyridoxine biosynthesis protein. Gene Ontology annotation, molecular function: amine-lyase activity. Lineage: Eukaryota; Viridiplantae; Chlorophyta; Mamiellophyceae; Mamiellales; Bathycoccaceae. Gene Ontology annotation, biological process: amino acid metabolic process; pyridoxine biosynthetic process; pyridoxal 5'-phosphate biosynthetic process. The record is from RefSeq and is a predicted model, not a curated record. The transcript is spliced from 2 exons. Bases 1 to 897 code for a protein of 298 amino acids.
AUGAGUGGGAACACGGACGUAGAGAAAGGCAAUUUUGCCGUUAAAGCUGGUUUGGCGCAGAUGUUAAAAGGUGGCGUCAUCAUGGACGUCGUCAACGUCGAGCAAGCGAGAAUCGCCGAAGAAGCCGGUGCGGUCGCCGUCAUGGCUUUGGAAAGAGUCCCGGCUGAUAUCCGCAAGGAUGGCGGCGUCGCGCGCAUGAGCGACCCAACGAUGAUUAAAUUGAUUAAAGAAGCGGUGACGAUUCCGGUGAUGGCGAAAGCGAGAAUCGGGCACUUUGUUGAAGCGCAAGUGUUGGAGUCUAUUGGUAUUGAUUACAUCGACGAAAGCGAGGUGUUGACCCCGGCGGAUGAAAUUAACCACAUCAACAAGCACAAGUUCAAAGUGCCGGUGUUGUGCGGUUGCCGUGACUUGGGCGAGGCGUUGAGACGUAUCGCCGAAGGUUGCUCGAUGAUUCGAACGAAGGGUGAAGCGGGUACUGGGAACGUAGUUGAAGCGGUGAGACACUGCAGAGCGGUGAUGGGGGACAUUCGAAGAUUGCAAGCCAUGGAUGAAGACGAAGUGUUCGUGUACGCGAAGGAGAUUCGAGCGCCGUAUGAGUUAGUCGCGCAAACGAAAAAGUUGGGUCGAUUACCGACGGUGAACUUUGCUGCUGGCGGUGUUGCGACUCCGGCCGAUGCGGCGUUGAUGAUGCAACUCGGCAUGGAUGGUGUUUUCGUUGGUUCUGGUAUUUUCAAAUCCGGCGAUCCGGCCAAGAGAGCGCGAGCGAUUGUUCAAGCGGUGACGCACUACAACGACCCGAAAAUCAUCGCCGAAGUCUCGUGCGGUUUGGGCGAAGCCAUGGUUGGCAUCGACUGCAAAGAGAUGCACUUCACCUCCUACGCUGCUCGAUCGGAAUAA